Messenger RNA from Amborella trichopoda, 1783 nucleotides. RefSeq names its product mitochondrial 28S ribosomal protein S29-like protein. Gene Ontology annotation, molecular function: structural constituent of ribosome. The record is from RefSeq and is a predicted model, not a curated record. Gene Ontology annotation, cellular component: mitochondrial small ribosomal subunit. Lineage: Eukaryota; Viridiplantae; Streptophyta; Magnoliopsida; Amborellales; Amborellaceae.
CCCCUCGUUCUUUCUCCUGUCCCAAAAUGCUCCACACAAGAGCCCUAGCUUCCAUCCUCUUUAACUCUGUAACAAAAAGACAAACCCUAAUUUCCACAGCAUCAAGAACCCUAGCCUCUUCUUCCUCCUCCAAAUCCUCUGGGCCUAAGGCCCCCAAGGCCAAACGAAAGGGUAAUUUAAAGGGCCAGCCAUCUGUGAAGGCAGAUGAUGGACCAGUAGCCGAAGAAUUCAAUCUUGAUUUCGAUGAUCACAUCAGAGAACCAAUUGGCCACGAUAAAUCUCUGGACUUCUUACCUAAUGGGAAGUCAUUGUUUACUCAGGCAGAGUCCAUUGGUGUUCUCGGGCGCAAGGAUGUUAACACCUAUAUGAAUUUCAGUUUGGAGGAAUUGAAUGCAAGUUUGCCAGAGGGACUACCAGCUGGUAUGACAAAGGAAUUUGAGGAGACAAAGGGUAACUAUUUACUUGUUAGACAGAGCUUCUUGGAACUUCGCGAUAACUUUAGGCGUGUAGUUGAACCACCAUUACAGGUCAACAGCAAAGCUCCAAAAGUUCGAAAGCAGAUUGUGUUGGAUGGUCCUGUUAGCUGUGGGAAAAGUAUUGCACUCUCCAUGCUUGUACAUUGGGCACGUUCUGAAGGUUGGCUUGUUUUUUAUGUUCCAAAUGGUAGGAAGUGGACUCAUGGGGGUUUCUUUUACAAAAAUCCACAAACUGAUUUAUGGGAUACACCUAUUCAGGCCACCAAAAUCCUCCAGGAUUUCCUGAAAAGUAAUGAAGCUCAGUCACAAAAGUUACCUUGCCAAUAUUCUGAUCCAAUUCCGAUAGGGGAGGGUGCUGGUGUUGGAAUGAUGAAGGGGGCUGAUUCCAUGGCAAUGCCUGAAGGUUCAACCUUGUAUGAUCUCGUUCAAACAGGGCUUAGAUACUCACAAGCUGCGGUUGGAGUCGUGGUUCGUUUGCGGGAGGAGUUAUCACUUGUCAAAGAUAUACCUAUUCUUUUUGCAAUUGAUCAGUAUAACAGCUGGUUUACUUUCAGCGAAUAUGAGGAACCAGUGACUGUUCGGUCUUGUAGGCCUCUACAUGCCAGAGAGCUUGCAACGGUGAAUGCUUAUCGUUCUAUGAUGCAUAACGACAUGAUGGUGGGUGCCUUUUCUCAUUCAACUGCUGUUGGAAGGCUUCGUCAAGAGCUGCCUGAUGUUCCAGAAGAUGCACGUGUUAUGUUUCCUCGUUACAGCUGGGAUGAAGCUAUUGCAGUAUGCUCAUAUUAUCGUAGGCAAAAACUCAUUCGCAAGGAGAGUUUUUCAGAGGAGAAAUUGAAGAAAAUAUAUUACCUAUCCAAUGGAAAUGGUUCAGAAAUGAGGUGGUUGGUCCCUUUUAUAUAGCAAAUGCCGUUAAACUCAGUUGGUUUUUAGGAUUCAUAUAUGUGCAUUUGGCAUUGUCGAGACCAGGCAUCAGGAACUGUACUGCCUGAAUAUGCUUUAUAGCUCAUGCUUCCCCUGGAUUUUUGGUUUGGGAGCUUAGAGUGAGAAAAUUCAGUUGUUUCGGCUAAAGCUAUCAAUUCCGAAUGACGAUUGUGGAUAUCUUAAAAAUAUUCCUUUUGGCUCUGACUUUAUGUGGAGCUAGAGACAAGCAGAUCCAUAUUCAACUUUCUGGCCUUCAAUAAGGACCUUCAGGAAUUUUGUUCAUUGUAUCGUUUCAUUUGGUUUUUGUAUACUGUAUUCGAAGAAAAGGCUAUGAUGAUGAUGCUACUAUAUUCAAAGAAAAAAAUUCAAGUGGUUUACUAUUUGGA